Molecule: messenger RNA, 2754 nt
Organism: Bemisia tabaci
Lineage: Eukaryota; Metazoa; Arthropoda; Insecta; Hemiptera; Aleyrodidae
Source: RefSeq, a predicted model, not a curated record
CCGUGCGCAGUCAGUAGUCAAUAGUCCCUGUUGAAUCGCGUCGCAACCCCGACCCGACCCGUGCGGCGUCGGAUAUGACCAGUGCGUCGCUGCCCCUUUCCGCGCCCGAGUGUUUUGUUUGGUGACUCUUCCUGUGCAACAUGUUUUCUGUGGUGGUUUUGUGAGUCGCGUUUUUCGAACUAUGCUCGCGGGUGUGCGUGACGAGACGUGAAUCUAGCUCCCACGUUUCAGGAGACGUUACGCCAGCUAAUCGGAUCCAGUGAUUUAAAAACAAGAGAAGAGCGGGCGGGCACGCGAUGGCGGAGAUUCGGGAGAACCCCCUGGGGGACGAGCACGUGCUGAGCCUGGAGCUGAAGCAGUGCGGGACGACGACGACGACGACGGGCGUGGAGAAGGACGGCGAGAAGGAGGCCCCGGCCCGGGGGAGCUGGUCCUCCAAGAUCGACUUCAUCCUCUCGGUCGUCGGCCUGGCCGUCGGCCUCGGCAACGUCUGGCGCUUCCCGUACCUCUGCUACAAGAACGGCGGCGGGGCCUUCCUCGUCCCCUACCUCAUCGCCCUCUUCCUGGCCGGCAUCCCUAUGUUCUUCAUGGAGCUCGCCCUCGGCCAGAUGCUCACCAUCGGAGGCCUCGGCGUCUUCAAGAUCGCCCCCAUCUUCAAAGGCAUUGGAUAUGCAGCAGCUGUGAUGUCAUGUUGGAUGAAUGUCUAUUACAUUGUUAUUCUUGCGUGGGCAAUAUUCUAUUUUGUGAUGUCAAUCAGGAUUGACGUUCCCUGGCGGACGUGCAAUAAUUACUGGAACACGAAAUACUGCGUGAGUCCUUACGAACGGAUCGGGCUCAAAUGCUGGAACACGACGACCCACGGCAGCAUUUGCAAUCUGAAUAACUACAAUGUCUCCAUCAAAGACUUGUCGGAUCCCGUCAAAGAAUUCUGGGAACGACGAGCGCUUCAAAUCACCACAGGUGUUCAACAGGUGGGUGAGAUACGGUGGGAGCUGGCCGGCACGCUGUUCUUCGUUUGGCUCUUGUGUUACUUCUGCAUCUGGAAGGGCGUCAAAUGGACCGGCAAAGUGGUUUACUUUACGGCACUUUUCCCGUACUUCCUGCUGACUGUACUGCUCAUCCGUGGAAUCACGCUGCCUGGCGCCAUCGAUGGCAUAAAGUACUAUGUAAAACCUAACCUCUCCAAGCUCGGCGAGUCGCAGGUAUGGAUCGAUGCUGUCACGCAGAUAUUCUUCUCUUAUGGUCUCGGUUUGGGAACUCUAGUCGCUCUAGGAAGUUACAACAAAUUUAAUAACGACGUCUACAAGGAUGCACUGAUCGUUUGUUGCGUGAAUUCGGGGACGAGUAUGUUCGCCGGUUUUGUCAUCUUCUCUGUCAUUGGUUUCAUGGCUCACGAGCAACAUAAACCAGUGGGUGAAGUCGCUGCUUCAGGUCCUGGUUUAGCUUUCUUGGCGUAUCCCUCAGCGGUUUUGCAACUUCCUUGGUCUUCUCUAUGGUCAUGCCUCUUCUUCGUCAUGCUUCUAUUCAUCGGUCUCGACAGUCAGUUUUGCACAAUGGAAGGAUUUAUCACAGCGAUGGUGGAUGAGUACCCACGACUUUUGCGUAGGCGGAAAGAAGUGUUCAUUGCUAUCGUUUGCAUUCUUUCGUAUUUGGCAGGCUUCUCCUGCAUAUCUCAGGGAGGAAUGUACGUGUUUCAACUGCUGGACUCAUACGCAGUGAGUGGAUUUUGUCUGCUGUUCUUGAUAUUCUUCGAAUGCGUCUCCAUCUCUUGGGCCUUUGGGGUGAACCGUUUCUACGAUGGAAUUAAGGAGAUGAUCGGAUACUACCCCUGCUGGUUUUGGAAGUACUGCUGGCUAUUUUCCUGCCCUAUCAUCUGCAUUAGCGUUUUCUUCUUCAACCUGAUUCAGUGGACGCCGAUCAAAUACCUGAACUACGAGUACCCAUGGUGGAGCCAUGUUUUUGGCUGGUUUACCGCUCUGUCCUCGAUGCUUUGCAUACCGGGUUACAUGAUCUACGCUUGGAUGACAACACCUGGAGAUUUUGACGAGAAAUUCAGGAAGCUUGUUCGGAUAGAGGACGAUGUGGCAACCUUGAGACUCAAAAUGGGCCAUAAAGCUGAGCCAAAAGAGGACGGAAAGUCUGACAUGAUCUGAUCUUCUUAGACGGCGAAAUCGUCUAUUUCCAGUCAUUUUCGUUAUUUUUUAGUUAAUUUAUUUUUUACCAUCCCUCCUCAUCCAUCGCUUCUCCGUAGGACAAUCAAUAAUGUUGUUACACCCAAGUGUAAAGUUUUGUUGUAGGGUUCAAUUUUUAUUUGUUUAAGUUUUCCGUCUUAGGUAAUUUGUUUAUUUUUAGGUUCCUCACCAUAAAUCUUCAUUUUGGUCCUAAGCUCAUUCCUUAUUUCUUUGUAAAUGUUCUCUCCGCGUAAAAUCAAUUGCUCACAAAUUGUUUACUUGCAGUAGUAGAUACCUACAAAAAUUCUGAAUUUAUUUGGUCGAGGACAUCACCACCAGAAUACUCAUUGCGGUUGUAAGACAAUUUACGACGUCAUCAGAAAAGCAGGUGAUACACUCCCUAGCUUCAAAUCCUCACAAAAAUACACUUCCCUUCCAAGAUUCCUUGCAUUCUUGUGUUGUCCCCAGGUAAAAAAUGUUUGAAUUAAUUUUCUUUCGAGGGUUUUUUUUUUUAUUAUCAUUAUUCUCUCCUUUUUGUUAGUAGAACACAAUCUGUAAUGAAACUUUACUUUCAAAUAUUCAA